This is a messenger RNA of Medicago truncatula (barrel medic), 1975 nucleotides long. RefSeq names its product 4-coumarate--CoA ligase 1. The record is from RefSeq and is a predicted model, not a curated record. Gene Ontology annotation, molecular function: CoA-ligase activity. Lineage: Eukaryota; Viridiplantae; Streptophyta; Magnoliopsida; Fabales; Fabaceae.
UUAAAACUCUAAAGCAAGCAAGCAAGCAUUGGUUGUUUACUAGUUGUGUUGUGUUGUGUAGGGGUUUCCAAUAUUUGAACAAGUUAGAAGAAGAUUAGAUACAAUUUCACAUCUUCUUCUUCUUCAUUGAUCAUUCAAUUAAAUGGCAUCAUCUAAACAAGAAACAAAGGAAAUAAUAUUCAAGUCGAAACUACCAGACAUAUACAUCCCAAACCAUCUACCGCUUCAUUCAUAUUGUUUUGAAAAUCUCUCCCAAUUCGGUUCACGUCCAUGUCUCAUCAAUGCCCCCACCGGAAAGGUCUACACCUACCACGACGUCCAACUCACCUCCCGUAAAGUUGCCUCUGGUCUUCACAAAUUGGGACUCCAACAAGGUGAAGUCAUCAUGAUCCUCCUUCCCAAUUCCCCUGAAUUCGUCUUCUCCUUUCUUGCUGCUUCUUAUCUCGGCGCUGUAGCCACUGCAGCCAAUCCUUUCUUCACGGCUUCUGAGAUUGGAAAGCAAGCAAAAUCCUCCAACACCAAGCUUAUCAUAACACAACAAUGUUACUAUGACAAAGUCAAAGAUUUGUUGAACAACAAUGAUCAUAAGGUUGUGUUGGUAGACUCUUCCAUAGAUGAUAAUAACAAUGAUCAUGUCCAUUUCUCAACGCUGAUCAUCCAAGAAGCAGAUGAGAAUGAUCAUCUUCCUGAUGCAAAGAUCCAGCCAGACGAUGUUGUUGCGCUGCCAUAUUCAUCAGGAACAACAGGUCUACCAAAGGUUAUGUUAACACACAAAGGUUUGGUGAGUAGCAUUGCACAGCAAGUAGAUGGAGAGAAUCCAAAUCUAUAUUACAGAAGUGAAGAUGUGAUACUUUGUGUGCUUCCUCUGUUUCAUAUUUAUUCACUAAACUCUGUUUUGCUCUGUGGACUCAGAGCCAAAGCUACCAUUCUCUUGAUGCCAAAAUUCGAUAUAAAUUCAUUCUUGAAUCUUGUUAACAAACAUGGAGUAACAGUUGCACCUGUUGUUCCUCCUAUUGUAUUGGCAAUAGCAAAAUCACCAGAUCUUAAUAAGUAUGAUCUAUCUUCAAUUAGGAUAUUAAAAUCAGGUGGUGCUCCACUUGGUAAAGAACUUGAAGACACUGUUAGAACUAAAUUUCCAAACGCAAUUCUUGGACAGGGAUACGGAAUGACUGAGGCAGGGCCAGUGUUAACGAUGAGUUUAGCAUUUGCUAAAGAACCAUUGAAUGUAAAAGCAGGUGCAUGUGGAACCGUUGUAAGAAAUGCAGAGAUGAAGAUUGUGGAUCCUGACACUGGUAAAUCUUUACCUCGAAACCAAUCUGGUGAAAUCUGCAUAAGAGGCGACCAAAUUAUGAAAGGUUAUCUAAAUGAUCUGGAGGCAACAGAGAGAACCAUAGACAAAGAAGGUUGGUUGUAUACAGGUGAUAUUGGGUAUAUUGAUGAAGAUGAUGAGUUAUUCAUUGUUGAUAGAUUGAAGGAAUUAAUCAAAUACAAAGGAUUUCAAGUUGCUCCAGCUGAACUUGAAGCUCUUCUUCUGUCUCAUCCCAAAAUUUCUGAUGCUGCUGUUGUCCCAAUGAAGGAUGAAGCGGCUGGAGAGGUACCUGUUGCAUUUGUGGUGAGAUCAAAUGGUUACACUGACUUAACUCAAGAUGAAAUUAAGCACUUUAUCUCCAAACAGGUGGUGUUUUACAAAAGAAUAAAUCAAGUAUUCUUCAUUGAUGCAAUUCCCAAGUCACCAUCAGGCAAAAUCUUGCGCAAGGAUUUGAGAGCAAAGCUAGCAGCAGGUGUUCCACAUUGAAAAUGGGAGAUUCUCGUGGGGAUUGAUCACUUUACGUAUAUUCAUAAGUCAACCAUAUCAUGUAUAAGUUACAAGUGUGUUCUUCUUAUUUUAUUCAGAAAGAACUAUUUUGUAAUAAGAUUCAAUCAUAUUAUACGUUGAGAAAUAGAAAAUUGGGAUUCAAACCUCAGCCCCAACAUA